Molecule: messenger RNA, 1732 nt
Organism: Eucalyptus grandis
Lineage: Eukaryota; Viridiplantae; Streptophyta; Magnoliopsida; Myrtales; Myrtaceae
Product: mitogen-activated protein kinase kinase kinase 1
Biological process (GO): protein phosphorylation
Molecular function (GO): protein kinase activity; ATP binding
Source: RefSeq, a predicted model, not a curated record
CGUCAAAUUGAUGAACUCAUGAGUGGAAGCUCCCGCUUCAGAACGGGGCCUGCUGUGUCUUCCUCUCUCUUCAAUGCCGCGAAGCCGACCAAGCCACGGAGGUGGAAAUCGCUCCUCAAGAAGAAGAAGUCAAGUCUCGCCCGCUUGACUUCGUCGCCUACCUUGGCGAAGAGAGAAGGAAAGUAGGAAAAAGAUUUCAAGCUUUCAAAGACUUUGCAAGUGCGUUUUUUAUUUUCCUCUCUUUGAGACGGAAAAGUCGCUCAAAGUCGCCCCAAUGCGGACGCGGGGGCCCUUGUUUCAUGUCCACUAUUCCUCCUCCUCCGGCAGCGGCAGGUUUCUCCAGCCCCACCAGCCCCCCUGGAUUUAUCCUCGCCCUUCUAGCAAUCGGUCGAGAUAUCUGUUGAACUCGUUCUGUCCUCAAGAAGGUCUGGGAGGAGAAGAAGAUUCGCCUGUUCGCCCUUUGAAUAAAGAGGACAGGUCAGAUGAAGAUGAUGAAAAGGUUAGUCAAGAAGGGACUUCGUCGGGAAAAGAUGAUUCUCUAUUGUCGACUGCUGAAGAGGAGUCUCAUGAUAAGUAUGAUGUGGGGAACAUCCUUUCUACCGACAUAUCAGAACCAGUCCACACUGUUUCUCCCAGUGCGAAUCUCAGACGAAGGAUCACCUCCUGGCAAAAGGGCGAGCUGUUGGGAAGUGGGUCGUUUGGAACUGUCUAUGAAGGCAUCAGCGAUGAUGGAUUUUUUGCUAUAAAGGAGGUCUCUUUGUUAGAUCAAGGAAGCCGAGACGAGGAGAUGUUGUUGCAGCUUGAGAAGGAAAUUUCUCUUUUAAGUCAGUUUGACCACGAGAACAUAGUUCGAUAUAUCGGCACAGACAAGGAUGACAAGAAGCUUUACGUAUUCCUUGAGCUCAUGACCAAAGGUUCACUUGCAAGCCUUUAUCACAAACACAAGUUGAGAGAUUCCCAAGUCUCCUCAUUCACUAGGCAAAUUCUAAAUGGUUUGAAGUAUCUUCAUGGCCAGAAAGUGGUACACAGGGAUAUUAAAUGUGCUAACAUAUUGGUUGAUGCGAAUGGGUCUGUGAAACUUGCAGACUUUGGACUGGCAAAGGCCACAGAAAUGAAUGCUGCUAAAACCUCCUUAGGAAGUACUUUUUGGAUGGCACCCGAGGUCGUCAAUCCAAAGGGAAGAAGCUCUGAGUUGAAUAGAAGCAAUGGGUUGGAAGUUGAUAUUUGGAGCCUAGGGUGUACUGUUUUAGAGAUGUUAACACGCCAGCGUCCAUAUCCUAAAUUAGAUAAAAUGCAAGCAUUGUUCAGAAUUGGCCGAGGUGAACCUCCGCCAAUUCCCGAUUCUUUAUCAAGAGACGCUCGAGACUUCAUCCUCAGAUGCUUGGAAGUAAACCUGAAUAAUCGGCCUUCUGCAGCGCAUUUGCUAGACGAUCCCUUUGUGAGGAAGCCACCUGCUUCUUCUGGUUUUGCUUCAGCUCGUUUCAACAACAUAUCAUCAUAAGGUUUUGUUAGGCCAUCCCUAUUGGUCCAUUGCUCUGAAGGUAAUUUUACACUUUUCAUUUGUUAUCUUGUUGCUGCAUCGCUAGUGGGACUAUUCUUCUUUUGGGCUAAUGGGAAGAUACCUCCAUCAACUUACCACAUUGCUUCUGUUUACUCCAAAAAUUAUGACUUUCAACAGUCUACACUAAGCUUUUAAAUUUUGAGCAAAUAGUACAUGUAUUUAUGGGGUCUA